AUGAGUCCAGUCAGAUACUCCGCCAAGGAGUUGUUGAGUCUACGCCACGCAUCUCCCAACAAAGAGAUUUCCUACAAACUUGCUGCUAGAGUUGACGAAGACUACGACUUGGGAGAAAUCAUUCGCACCGGGUCAGUCAAACCUUUGUCCCUUAUCGUCGAGGAGAGCGGUGGCUCAAGCGAUUCGGAUGACCAAUUCCACCAAGGUCCUGCUCAGCAGCUUGACGGAACCGACUCGGAGCGCAAGUACCGAGGUCGCAGAGAUUCCGAGCUCGAACGUGUACCGAUGGUUGCCCCUGCAGACCUCAACACCCAAAAGUCCGAAGGGUUCCAAAAGUUCUACAACUCAGUCGUUUCGCCUACGCAUGUUCGAGUCACUGCCGGUGGUCGAAUUGUGCCCAACACUCGAGGGCCUCACUCUCCGACUUCGAAAUGGAGUCGAGAACGCAGCUCAUUUGAUGGCCAGGCCCAUGCCCGCACUUUCAAUGGUAAUCAGCAUGAGAGUGUUCCUUAUCCUGUCCUUCCUCCUGGCUGGGGACAAUUUGCUACAAUGGUCCCAUCGCAUAUUCCUGGCACCUUGCCUGGUAUGACUCUUAGACCUGAAGGUUUCCCUUUCAUGGCACCGGCUCCCAUGGGUUAUAACAUGGCAGCUACUCCCUACAGCCAGUUUUCGCCCUCUGGUCUUCCGAUGCAACACCCAAGUCAGAAUGGCCAUUUCAACAAGCAUCCAGACAUGGGUGCAGAGCAAGCUAGAAAUGUUCACCUCUCUCCUGUUGAUCAGUUUGAUCCUAGUCGUCCUUUCCUCUACAAUGGACAGUGGCUGGUUGCGAAUGGGAACCAUCUUUACCCCUACGUGCCACCUCAGAUGGGAUUUGCUCCUCCGCCGAUGGCCACUCAACCGCCUCCUCAUCCAAGUGGUGACUUCAAUGCCCCUUCUACCAGGUAUGGUCGCGUGUCAUCACGACAGCCUGAACCGGUGCCUAUGAACAUGCAGAUCACUGCCGGUGAUACUUCUCGUUCCACUAGUCCUCCUGUUUCAUCAAUCCGUCCCAGCUCCAUCACACAGAAGCAACUAGAGGUCCUUCGCAGUCAAAAAAGAUAUCACCAAGAUCAACUUCAGUACAACAAGCACCAAAUUGAUCUCCGAGACAUGGAAGAGCGACUGGAGAACAUAUGUCGUGAGAUUAAGCAUUUCGAACGUAUGCAUGCUACUCAACUCGAAUUCGAGGCCAGAAAGUACCCUAAGGCUGAAUCUCCAGACGAUGGAGACCCAUCGAGCUCAUCCGCAGGCUAUGCCAACAGCCGCAGUGAUCCUUCCAGCCCUAUUGCAGUUGGUCCGAUGCCCAUCUCUUUCGAAGCCCAGUUGAAUGACAUCAAGAGUCAUAGCCGUGCUGCUAGUCUUCAUACACUGCCCAAGCCAGCUACAAUGGUCACCUCCGCCAAGAAUCCCAAUCCUUUGAGGAUUGAUGGUGGACAACAGCGGAAGCUCUCGAGUCUUCCAAUCAAUGCCGCCUUGGCACCUGUCUUCCAGCCUCGCUCGGAAAUGAGUAACUCUGCUAUUCCAGCAGAUGAAGUCGAUGAGUCCACACAAGCUCGCCCUCACGGACACAUGUCCAACAGCGCUGCCGCUUGGCGAUCAUACUUCAAGAAAGAGGUCCACGCCGCCAAGAACUCCAGCAUUCCUUAUCUUGUCGGCAAGCUCAAACCAGGGAUUCAUCCGGAAAACGCUCAAGACAUUGAUUACACCUAUGACCGCCCACUGACAGAAGAUGAGGAACGUGCUCGCUACAUGUACUGGGGGAAAGCACCUAACCAUGUCCAGAAUGGUCUCCCAAGAUAUGACGGCAGGGACUUCUACUCACCUUCGUCUAUCAAGGAGGAAUCUUUGGAUGCUAGUGGACCUACUCCUCAUGUUCAUUCCCAACAGCCCGAUUCCAGGCCAUCGUCCAUAAAGACCCACGAUACUGAUCCUUUUCAUGCUGUGACACAGGCAGCUAUGGGCUCUGUUCGACAUCGCCCUGAUAACGCCACUCGCUCCGAAUCCCUACACCGUACUGAGGAUUCUCUUCACGCUAGCUCUGCUUCUGAAGUCCCUCGCUCGGAGUCUCACGCUACCCACCCCGGUGCUCAAUACAUGGAGUUUCGCCGUGUCGUGAACGAACAUACACGAAUCUCGAGCGAGAAAUUCGGUACCAAGGUGUCAGACGAUUCUGGUGACGAAGAGGGCAACUUGCUUUUUAAAGGACGCCGAAAGUUGGAUCGCACUGCAAGCAGCAAGUAUCCCAACGAUAUCUGGUCGACCAUGCGCAAGAAGGGCAAGACAAGUGCCAAUGUAGUUGCUGGCCAAGUUUCCCCUAUGACAGCUCAAGGAGUGCUUCCUCACUACUCCGGUCAUGCCACCGCAUCCUUGACUCCGGCUUUUACCACCAACUCUCGUGGCCAUGCAACCAGACUGAGUGAUGCACACGAUUCACCGGCGGCCAACACCAUUGUUGGAAGACGAGAAGAGAACAGACAUCCACAUGACCUUCUCACGCAACAAUUGCGCAGCGCCAGCUUCCAGGACAAGAGGCACCAUGGGUUCUCUAGUCGUUGA
Fusarium sp. VM40 is the source of this 2595-nucleotide messenger RNA. NCBI's taxonomy places the organism in Eukaryota, Fungi, Ascomycota, Sordariomycetes, Hypocreales, Nectriaceae. The record is from the annotation of a GenBank genome assembly.